AUGGGUGCGGUGAAGGUGAUCAAGAACAAAGCGUUCUUCAAACGCUUCCAAGUGAAACUAAAAAGGCGACGUCAGGGCAAGACGGACUACUAUGCAAGAAAAAGGCUAACAGUACAAGACAAGAACAAGUACAACACUCCGAAGUACAGACUCAUCGCUCGUUUCACGAACAAGGACAUUGUGGCUCAGAUUGCUUACUCAAAGAUCGAAGGAGACGUCGUGGUAACAGCGGCAUAUUCGCACGAACUUCCCGCCUACGGCAUCAAGGUUGGUCUAACAAACUAUGCUGCUGCGUAUGCCACUGGCCUUUUGCUUGCUCGGCGUCACUUGAAACGGCUUAAUUUGGACGAAACAUUCAAGGGGCAAGAUGAGGUUACCGGUGAGUAUUUCAUUGUUGAAGAGGAAGGAGGUCGCAGGCCGUUCAAGGCGGUACUGGAUGUUGGAUUGUCUCGAACAACAACUGGUUGUAAGAUUUUCGGUCUAAUGAAAGGUGUUGUAGAUGGUGGCAUCGACGUACCACACAGGUUUGGUUUGAGUUUUUUCAUGUUCUGA
Messenger RNA from Ostertagia ostertagi, 552 nucleotides. The record is from the annotation of a GenBank genome assembly. NCBI's taxonomy places the organism in Eukaryota, Metazoa, Nematoda, Chromadorea, Rhabditida, Trichostrongylidae.